ACUUAAGCGUUCUUUUGUCCAGGACGCCCCCCAGUGCCCUUUGUCCCGUCUAUCUCUCCAUUCCUCCUGUCACCAGCGGCGGCGAAACCCUAGCGAGCGGAACCAGCGGCGGCGGGCGCCAUGGCGGACGAUGAUUACAAUGAAGUUGACAUGGGGUAUGAGGAUGAGCCCGCAGAACCUGAUAUUGAGGAAGGAGUUGAAGAAGAUCCUGAGAACAAUGAGGAUGCUCCUGAAGACGUGGUAGGUGGCGAGGGUGAAGAAAAAGAACAGGAGAAGACUCCUCGUCCACGCAAUACAUCAAAAUAUAUGACUAAGUAUGAGCGUGCACGCAUCCUGGGCACACGUGCUUUGCAGAUAAGCAUGAAUGCUCCAGUUAUGGUUGAGCUUGAGGGAGAAACAGAUCCUCUUGAGAUUGCCAUGAAAGAACUGAGAGCACGUAAGAUACCCUUCACAAUCAGGCGGUACUUACCUGAUGGAAGCUACGAGGACUGGGGAGUCGAUGAGCUCAUUGUGGAGGACUCUUGGAAACGUCAGGUUGGUGGGGGCUAAAAAGCUGGUAGACUGCUCGACAUGAAAGGCUUCGUGCUGCAACUAGAGUUCUACCCUUGUAGCUGUCUACUUCAUUAUGUGCAAGUCUAGCAAGAAACUAUGAUGAUGGUGUUAUAUUACCGUAGCAUGUAUUUCCUAUGGCUGCAUUGUGGUAUGGAAACUGUAUUGUCAGUUUGUAUGGACGGGUGCUGGCAUGUGGUUGCACCUUAAUUCUGUGAAUAUCGUUUGGACUCAAAA
Molecule: messenger RNA, 786 nt
Organism: Brachypodium distachyon (stiff brome)
Lineage: Eukaryota; Viridiplantae; Streptophyta; Magnoliopsida; Poales; Poaceae
Product: DNA-directed RNA polymerases II and V subunit 6B
Exons: 6
Coding region: 121-549 (142 amino acids)
Biological process (GO): DNA-templated transcription
Cellular component (GO): RNA polymerase I complex; RNA polymerase II, core complex; nucleus
Molecular function (GO): DNA binding; DNA-directed RNA polymerase activity
Source: RefSeq, a predicted model, not a curated record